UCUGCACUGUCUGGAUGGCUGCGCACGACCCCGCCCGCUCCCGUGACGCAGCGCAUCUCUUUACGCGCAGAUGCUGGAGUCGAAGCGACAGGCGCGCACAUCUCUUAGGGGCUGAGCGCAUCCACUACCGGACACGGUAGAGGGAAGAUCAGCCGGUGUGCAUCCGACAGGGAUCCCCCGGACAGCGGGGUAGAGCGGGGUAGGAUGCUCAGAACGAGUCGCUCCGUGGGCAGCAGUACUUGAAGAGCCGCGGUCCAUCCACUGGAGCGCUUUAAGAUUGAUCUCGAAUCAAUUCCUCUGGCUUUUAUAAGAAAUACCACCGUCCAGUUUAGUAUCUAGAACCAGUUUGAGGGUAGAUCGGGGUUUGGCUUGGACACGAUGUGGAAGUCCGGGACACUACUGCUACUGUCGGUGCUGUGGGCGUCCGGUGAACUCCAGCAGGAGACAGAGCCGCGGAGGCUACCACCUCCGGGAAAGUUGGAUUUUGGUUAUGUACCUGCGGGAGUUUACGAGACAUUGGCCCAUUACGAACCGGGACCCAUAGGGAUCCUCUUCCACUUGGUGCACGCUUUCCUGCAUGCGGUGCAACCCAACGCUUUCCCCCACGAUCUUAUUGUGAAGCUGGCAAAGGACAAGUUUGGAGCCAUUCAAACAGAAUAUCAAAAGCCAGAGAACAUAGUGCUGACCCUGCAGGCCAUCUACUAUGAGAUAGGCUUCCUCAUAUGUGCAGCGGUGGGCCUACUCUUCGCCAUCCUCAUGCCCGUUGUGGGGCUCUUCUUCUGCAUGUGCCGCUGCUGCGACAACUGCGGUGGUGAGAUGCACCAACGCCAGAGGAAGAACGCGGACUGCCGGCGCGGCCUGCUGGGAACGUUGCUCUUCUCCACCUCGCUGGUCAUCACGAUUGGAGUUCUGUGUGCGUAUGCAGCCAACCAGAACCUGAGCUCUCAGGUGAAGAACAUACGCCGUCUGGUUAACAGCAACAUGAGGGACCUGCAUACCUUUGCUAAUGACACACCAAUGCAAAUUGAUUACCUAAUAUCCCAAUACGCCACCGUCAAGAACAAAGUCAACUAUGACCUAGAUAACAUAGGUCCAUUACUCGGGGGAAGGAUACAUGUACGGUUAGAUAAAGAGGUCCAUCCUUCUUUAAACCAAGUGCUUAAUAUGGCUGGAGCCAUGAGGGAAACCAAGGAGGCCCUGGAGAACGUCAGUGUAUCUCUGGUGGUCUUACAGGAAGGAGCCGGAAAACUUCAUUUCAACUUGAGCCAAGUCUGCGACAGCAUCAACCGCACCCUCGAUGACCCCGGGUGUCAUGACGAGGAAUCGGACGCCACCACGGCUCAGCUUUGUCGCAGCAUCCGCCAGUCCCUCUCCCAGCUGCAGAUCAGUGCAAAUUUCACCCGGCUUCCUAAUGUGAACCCUCAGCUGGAAAAAAUGAAAAAUGUAGUGAAAACGGAUCUCAGCUCUGUUGUCCACAGGGGUUUUUCCUCUUUGAAUGACACACCGCACAUUGUGAUUGAACAGACAAGAAGCGUUGUCAACAGUGUCCAGAAUUUAGUGGACAGUGUCGGCAACAACAUCAGUAGCUUCUCCAAAGCUUUCCCCUUGCAGACCUGCUUGUCCAACUUCACCAUCUUCAUCAGCCAUGCACACGCCAAAAUCGAAGACUACUAUCCUGAAGUUGAUAAAAUGGACUUCUACAGAUGGAUCGGCUGUAUCGCUCUGUGCUGCAUGGUGGUUCUGGUUUUGGCCUUUAAUUAUUUGGGCCUUCUGUGCGGCACCCUGGGAUACGACAAGCAUGCCUCACCGACGACACGAGGAUGUAUCUCCAAUACAGGAGGAACACUGCUGAUGGCCGGUGUUGGAUUUAGCUUCAUUUUCUCCUGGAUGCUUAUGGGAGUGUUGACCACCAUCUUUCUGGCAGGAGGAAACAUGGAGAAACUUCUUUGUGAGCCAUUUCACACCAAAGAACUUUUCAAGGUCGUUGACACCCCAUACUUGAUCAACCCAGAGUGGAAGAAUUUCAUUCCAGGCUACAUGUACAAUGACUCUGAUCUGGAGCUGACAUCGGAAAGCUUGUACAGUACUUGCAAACAGAACAAAGGCAUCUACUCUGCGCUGCGUCUGGAUAAAGUCUUCAACAUCUCCUCGUUCCUGAACACCACAGUGUUCACUAAGGAUGUGGUGCGUCAGCUGGAGAACUUUCGGAUUGACCUGAGAACGAUAAUCCUGUUAGAAGCAGAGGGGAAGCAGAACCUCCUAGAUUUCUCUGAAGCUGGCUUAUCAGAGAUCAACUACGCUGACUACCUUGACGAGGUGAAUAAAGGAGUCACUGUGGUGGAUGUUCUUUCAUUCGCCAAAGAGCUGGAGUCCCAGACAGACCUGAUGCCCAGGGGACCUCUGCAGACAGCUCUGAAAGGCCAUGUGGCCACUCUGCAGCGGAUCCACAGACAACAGAUCACUCCAAUGGAGCAGGCCAUGAAAUAUGUUAGAGCAAGGAGUGCAUUGAACCAGAGUAUGAGAUUCCUGGAGAGGACAGCUUCUGACCUUCCGAACAAAGUCACAGAUGUUCUUGAGGCCAUUGAAGCUGCUCAGCACCUCAUCUCCCAGAAUGCAACACUUUUAAUCAAUCAGGAAACAAGAAAAUACUCAGCAACCAUUAUUGGCUAUUUCAAUCAGUACAUAGAAUGGGUCAAAACAUCAUUGGCUUUGGAGGUUGCACCAUGCAAGCCCUUCAGCAACAUCUUGGAUACGGCGCAGAUCAUGACCUGCAGUUUCCUGGUGGAUUCUAUGAACACUUUCUGGAUGGGCCUGGGCUGCAGCACAUUAUUCUUGCUCCCAAGCGUAAUACUAGCUGUGAAACUAGCCAAGUACUACCGCAGGAUGGACACAGAGGAUGUUUAUGAUGACUCCUCUGUUUCUGGGACUUGGCAUUUUACUUUGUGAUAACCAUUCCUACUAUUUCCAUCAUGUCAUAUUUUUCAUUUUAUUCAUUCUUCUUUGUCAAGCACUUGGCACUUUACAAAGAAAAGACACUGAUAAAUUAGUCAAUUCUUAUUUCUUCUUCAUGGGCCUUUUUCAUGUUCAGACUCUGUGGACUCAUGGCUUUAUCUACAGUAGUAGUAAUUGUAAUAUCUCAGCUGAUCAACUGCAUCUCCCUCUGUACAAUCAGUGCUGAAUUGCACAGAAGGACUUCUGAUGCAUUUCUUUUGCUGAAAAUCUCAAUAACAUUUUUAUGUUCCUGUUUUCUGUGUAUCUCCAUAGCGUUGAGACAAUUCCUAUGAAAAAGUAAGACGUUCUUCCCCAACCUCCUUUUCAUUUUAACUUCUCUCACUCUGUGCUUUUUUUUCCCAAGUAAUGUAUAUAGAAAGCUGUUUACUAAAUUCUUGGUGCUCGUUUGCAUUUUUGAGCUUCAAAAUUGCUCAUGUGGGUGAACGAUGUGGCUUUUUGUCAUGUGCUAUGUUUAAGAAGUGCCCCUUACAGUACCUUUCAUGAAGGGCUCUAGCAAUCAUUCAAGUGUUUUUUGUAAAAAUAAAUUGUGUAAAUAAAACACUAAGGUUUAUACUCAGAACAUAUUCAUCUCUUGAUAUUGUUAAAAGAUGUAUCCACAUAUAAAGGAAACAUUUUUAUUCAGCAUGUCGCAUUUCUCAUUUUUCAUUCCAUUUUUGUUCACGAUGUUUUAUUUUCAGUAUGGAAAUUGGUAAUAAUGGUUAUCAUAGUGAGAGUUCACAAGGUAUUCCUAAUCCUAUGAUGACAAGUGCCCUUGACAACUGGAAUUAAACAUCAUGCUCACUUGAGGAAUCUCAAAAUACGCUGGUUUCUUCACUUCAAAAGAAGAACACAGAAGGUCCUGCUUGUUCAAUGAUGCAGAUCAAAUUCUCCAGUUUGGUUUCUGCCGGCAGGACGCUCACCUUAUCAGCCCUCAGCAUCAAUCUGAGCCAGGUUUCAUCUACAUUUUCCAGGACUGUUGUGUCUGUGUUUACAUUUGUUUGGACGCAAAACCAAGCUGAAAAAGCCCUUCAGAGGACAUAACAUUGACUGUUGUGUUUGCUCGUUUUAUGAACUUUGUGCUCAAGAAAAGAGAAGCUGGAGAAAGUUAUAUUUUCUUCCUGCAGUUAAAAAGGGUGUUGCACUUUCAAAGUGAGUGUCAAAAGACAGGUUUCAUAAAGAUCUGAUUGUUUUGUUGAAAAAAUGCAUCCUUUUUAACUGAAACACAAGUGAGCUCAUGGAUGUGAGAUAUUUUAUCUGUUGAGAAAAGGCUUGUGUGAACAGUGGUAUAACAACUUGUGGAGAGAAUUUGUAAGAAAACGAAGCAUGACUUUUUUUUAUAGCUGUUUACAAUAUUUUCAUACAUGUUGGUGGUCUUGUUAAUUUUAGGUGGCUAUGGGUCAAUUUCCCUCUUUGACAAUUCAUAACCUCAUUCAAAUUUAGCCAUUUUGUCCCCAAAUUCUUCAAUAUAUUACCUAUAAAUCCCACUACUUGUAUCCUGUUGUUCAAAUCUCAGGAAUAGUUCAAUAACAAAGAUGCAAUUUUAUUUCUUAAAAAAAUUAUAUUGCACCCUUUUUUCAUUGGUUUUGACUCUGAUAUCUACUUGAACCUGUCCCACUGGAGUCACAUGACAAAAAAGAUUUUUUACAGUAGAAGCAAAAUACCAAAAAUGAUUUUAACUCAAUGGUCAAAUUGGGUAUGAAAUGUCCCCUGACUGAAUUUUGGUAUGCAACAUCUGUCAUUGGAUGUUGCAUACCAACAUUUGUUGCAUAACAACAACAGAUGUUGCUGUUGUUGGUAUGCAAUAACUAUUCAGCGUGAAAAAGGCAAAACUGGAAAAGUAUGAAAUGACAAAGGGGCAACAUGACCCACCUGUAUGUGAGAAUCACUGAAGAGGACUGUCUGCCUUUGGGAUGUUUUACCAUAACAUUACAGUUAAAAAAGGCCAUAUCACUAUGUUAAAUAUAAACAAUCUAGGAACUGACAGCAUUAAAAUGCCCUUUCUGUACCAUUUAAACUUGUGUCAGGUGUUAACAUUUAGCAUUAUUUGUAAUUCAGAGUGGUAAGUUGUUCUAAAGCGAUUCUUCUACUUGGAGUUUUAAAUACCAAAUCUCAGAAUUAUUUUGAAGAGUGGGUUUAGAAAAAAAACACAAAUUCUUGAAGCAAGGGACACAUAUGAUCAGUCAUCUUCCUUUGUUAUGGUAAAAAAGCCCCAUCACAACCACACAGUAACACCAAAUGACAAAUUCUUACCAAAUGCAUAGCUGAUGUGUUUUGGUUGAACUAUCCAUAUAAAUAAUACAGUACAGUUGGAGAAUAAUAGUAAAAAUAACAUCUACUUCUAUUUCCUCUAUGUACCACAUGCGUUUAUUUUCAGGCCUUUCCUGCUUUAUGGUACUCAUAAUUUUAAAGUGGAAAGUUAACUCAAGCCAAAUCCCAUAUUUUUAAAUAGUCUUUCUGUGGCACACUUUUUGCCCUUCGCCUGCUUUUUUGUUAAACAGUUCUUCUACUUCUGAAUACAUGGAACUUUUGAAUGUGUUCAUUCAUUAAUCGUUGUUAUAUGUAGAGGUUGAGCGAGAAAUAUGCUGAUAUUGUUACAUCAGGGAGGCCAAUCAACAUAUCCUAUAUCUCAUAUUUCUAUAUAGAUGCUUUCUCCAGUGAGAGCUUAGACAAUCAAUUUAUGGGACAAAUGAGCAUCAUCAAUCAGAUUGUUAAAAGAAGUAUUUUUCAUGGUUUGCACAGAUCUGAUUUAUGUGGACUGUGAAAAAAGCAAUACCUGCCUUAGCAACCAAAACUUGGAUUUUGUUCGUCACUGUCAAUGCACAAUAACUAUAAACAUUUACCAGGUAGUAGAUUAUGUAAUAUGCAUAUAUGAAGACUAACAAAAGUCAGUUUUUAUGUGAAUCAAA
This is a messenger RNA of Xiphophorus couchianus (Monterrey platyfish), 5897 nucleotides long. It is a transcript of the gene prom1a, whose product is annotated as prominin 1a. Gene Ontology annotation, molecular function: cholesterol binding. Gene Ontology annotation, cellular component: cell surface; microvillus; prominosome. NCBI's taxonomy places the organism in Eukaryota, Metazoa, Chordata, Actinopteri, Cyprinodontiformes, Poeciliidae. The record is from RefSeq and is a predicted model, not a curated record. Bases 379 to 2946 code for a protein of 855 amino acids. The transcript is spliced from 27 exons.